Fusarium poae is the source of this 900-nucleotide messenger RNA. RefSeq lists its product as uncharacterized. Gene Ontology annotation, biological process: mycotoxin biosynthetic process. The record is from RefSeq and is a predicted model, not a curated record. The coding region runs from base 1 to 900 and encodes 299 amino acids. The transcript is spliced from 2 exons. NCBI's taxonomy places the organism in Eukaryota, Fungi, Ascomycota, Sordariomycetes, Hypocreales, Nectriaceae.
AUGUCGUUCAAGGAUAAGAACGGUUCUGAUGAGAGUCUGCUUGGUAAUGAUGGAGACAGCGAGGGAACCAACUGGACCCCAUUGAAGCAGCGACAAAGUUGGAAAGGCCGCGCCUGGUUCACUUUCAACCUCAUUUUCUUCUUUAUAUCCUUGUGUCUCUUUGUGGCGACCUACACGAAGAUAAGCUUAGUGUCAGAUAUGGAGCAUGUUCGUAAGACUUCAUUUUACUCUCCUGUCCUGGACUCGAUCAACUUCAAACUGAGGCCCAUAGAGACCGAGGGUGGCUUGUUCGAAGCCAAAAAUCCUUCCAAGUGGCGAAACUACCUCAAGCCCGAUCCAGCAGUUGAUGAAGCAUGGGAAGACCUCGAGAACAUCCGUGUGUUCCCCAUCACCGAGAGUGAGGUUCGAAGGCUAGGCAAAGAUCCAGAGCUUCUUGUCAAGUUUCCGCCGCAGUACGGGCUUGGUGAUAAUGCGUACAUGGCACAAAUCGAUAUGUUCCAUCAGAUUCACUGCCUUAACCUCCUUCGACAUCUGGCGUGGGCCGAGUACCACCGGAAUGGAACUGCCAAGAAACCAUUCAGUGAACUGCAUUGGAUUCACGUUAGCCACUGCACUGACAUACUUAUGCAGAACCUUAUGUGUAGUGGCAAUUUGGACAUUAUCACAUUCAACUGGGUUGAAACACAGACAAAUCCUUUCCCGGACUUUGCUGUCAAUCAUCAGUGUAGGGAUUUCGAAACGAUAUACGAGUGGCAGGAUAAGAACUCUGUGCCAAAGGAGUGGGGACGAAACGUUACACGACCAGAAGGCGCAAAGCAAAUUCCAAUCAGCGAAGAGUAUUAUCGGAUCUAUGGAAUCGAGAAGAACGAAACUGAGAGUGAAUCAAGCCAUAGUAUGUAG